Messenger RNA from Magallana angulata, 2589 nucleotides. RefSeq lists its product as uncharacterized. Gene Ontology annotation, cellular component: plasma membrane. Gene Ontology annotation, molecular function: copper ion binding; oxidoreductase activity. NCBI's taxonomy places the organism in Eukaryota, Metazoa, Mollusca, Bivalvia, Ostreida, Ostreidae. The record is from RefSeq and is a predicted model, not a curated record. Gene Ontology annotation, biological process: iron ion transport.
AUGUCUCGCGCACUCGACAUUUGUAUGGAGCGUAGGGGAAUCAGCCGAGGAUUGCCGAUUACAGUUUUGGAGUUGCUUGUAGGAGUGGUGCUAAUUCUUCUGGUCAGACAGAAUAAGGCUGCUGAAUUCGUUUGUGACAAAGGCGCUGACCACUGUCACACCUCGCUUGUAAUAGACAAUGCUUUUACAAUGAUUGAUCCGAUAAACGGGCCGCUUUUCGUAGAUGAAGGCACUCUUCGCCCAAUAUCACAGCCUGACAAAGACGUUUCAAUUGAAAACGUUACCACUGCAGAUGGCUGGAACACAACCUUGCCAUUGCUGACGGCUAAUAAGUCUAUGCCAGGACCUUCAAUUUUUCUUUACCAAAACCAGACUAUAACCAUCAUUGUCCAGAAUAAUCUUAUAAACGAAGCCGUUUCAAUCCACUGGCAUGGAAUAGACCAAUUGGGAUGGCCAGCAAUGGAUGGAGUGGCGUUUGUUACUCAAUGUCCAAUUUUACCAGGUCAACUCUUCAACUACACGUUUCAGCCUCGUUUCAGUGAUACCUAUGUAGGAAAUCAACGAGAUAUGGGUCUAUAUGGAGCGUUCAUUGUUCUAAAACGCGAGGGAGAGGUUCCAAUAAAAAAUCAGCACAUUGUCCAAUUGCAGGAAUGGAACCAUGAGUAUGGCCCAAUUACUUUAUUGAAAGCCAAUUUAAAAAACACGGCAACUUCUUCCGAAUCUAUUCUAAUUAACGGAAAGGGCCAAUUCGAAAAUAACAAAGCGCCGCUUGAGGUUUUCCAAUUAGAUAAAAGUGAAAGCCAUUUAUUUCGAAUGAUAGGAGUUGGUUCUGCAGAUGUGUUUAUGUUCUCGGUUCCCGGAAUACCCCUUAACGUUACCGAAACUGACGGAUAUCCAUUCGUUCCUCAGGUAGUUGACGAAAUCAUCAUUUAUCCCGCAGAGCGAUACGACUUCGAACUUGACUUAGAGAAUACUAAAGAAGGAGUUUACAAUAUGACUGUACAAAUAUUAGAAGGGACGAAGCUUAAAAAGCUACAAACAAUCGUUGGACUCGGUUUGAUAAACAUUACAAAUUUGCUUUCACUCCCUGUAAAUUCAUUGACUUCAACAAGCGGUAAGAAAACAGUUCUGAAUUGCCCGUUUGAGGUGUUUCCAAAUGAACCAAACAUUAAAUGCAUACCGGUUUCCUUUUUGAAAUCUCGACAACCCUCCUUAACACUAGAGUUUGAUAUAUUGAAUCACACUAAGGAAACAUCUACUCACUUUUUAAAUUUUGGGUUUCCUAAAGAUAAGGGCUAUAGUUCUAUAAAUGGUAGGAGGUUUAUUUGGCCGACUGUAUCAGCUCUUACGCAACCCUUGGAAGUCGACACCUCUUGUGGAAAUUGUAAUGUUGAAACUUCAUGCGAAUGUACUCAUGCACUUGAUCUAAAAUCGGGCUCCGAAAUCAUUAUGGUCCUGUCAAAUAUUGGAACCGGUGCAUUUAUUACACACCCAAUCCACAUGCAUGGUCAUACUUUUGAAGUACUCAAGAUGGGAUUUCCUACCGUCACUCAAACUGGCUCUCUUAUUCCAAACAACGAUAUACAAUGUAACCCGCAACUUCCAAAUGAACAAAGCCAAUGCAACAACGCAACCUGGAGAAAUUCUAUGUGGAUGGAUUAUCUGAACAUUCCAAAUAUUAACACCAUAAAUUCAGUUCGAAAAGACACCAUUGUUGUUCCCUACGGAGGUUAUUCCAUAAUAAGGAUCUGGGCAACAAACCCUGGAGUCUGGUUCAUGCAUUGCCACAUCGAUCGACAUAUGUUAGGUGGAAUGGCUCUGAUGCUGAACGAGUCCUUUGAGAAUAUUGUCGACUUGCCAAAGGAUAUGCCAACAUGCCGUAGCUUUCGAAACGUUCCCCUUCCUCAACUAAAUACGGUUCUUGCUGUAAGCAGUGAUACAAACGGUGGGUCGUAUGUUAACGCUGGUUUGAUUGUGACGUCAUCCAUCCUAUUUCUGGCACUCGUUAUCACUUCUCUCGUUCUGUUGAGAACCUGUAGAAAAAAUGGAGAUGCGGGAGAAAUUUCAAGAGAGGCUCGUGAAUUGAGGCCUAUGUUAUAAUUACUUUGAAUUAAGAAGAGUGCAUAAAACACUCGACAACUAUGACUAAUAAUGAGCAUAUACAGUUGAGAAAAUAAUGUGUUUUUGAGGUGGAAUAACACACCUGGAAAAAGUCACUCAAAUUAUCAGGAAAGUUUUUUUUAUAAUGAAAGAUAUAAUGAUAAAUAAACUGUACAAAUGUCACAUAAGCGAAAAAUUUGCAGCUUGGGGAUAAAAAAUGAAUAUCUAAAAUAAUAUAAAAAAAAAACAAAAGCCCCUACAGAAUUCGAACUCUGGGUGUACGGAUCACAAGUCCGACAUUUUAUCCACUUGGCUAUGGAGUAAGUUACAUGUUUUAGUCCAUAAAAUCCUUUUAAUAAAACGAAAUGUCGAUUCGAUUAUCGGUCAGCCAUUUUGUGAUGAUGUGUUAUUCCACUUUAAGCGUGUUAAUGCUCAUAAUUCUAGGUAUAUGAUAUGAGAUAGUUUUUGCAAACAAAUAAAGUAUAUUUA